This is a messenger RNA of Trematosphaeria pertusa, 4137 nucleotides long. Its product is annotated as RdRP-domain-containing protein. Bases 104 to 3793 code for a protein of 1229 amino acids. Lineage: Eukaryota; Fungi; Ascomycota; Dothideomycetes; Pleosporales; Trematosphaeriaceae. The record is from RefSeq and is a predicted model, not a curated record. The transcript is spliced from 4 exons. Gene Ontology annotation, cellular component: nuclear RNA-directed RNA polymerase complex. Gene Ontology annotation, molecular function: RNA-directed RNA polymerase activity. Gene Ontology annotation, biological process: siRNA processing.
CAACUUCACUCUCCUCCACUGUUUUCGCUCUUUUCCGGCUCGCGGUGUACUUUGAUACCUUCUUGACCCUCAUGCGUCUCCGCUGGGGCGUUGGUUGACCGCAAUGGAUAUCUUCGUUGACAGCAUCCCGCUCAACUCGAAUCACACCGAGCUGAGGUUGUUCUUGAGAGACAUACUCUCGCGAUUCGAUGUCCUCGCCUUCGAAAUUUUCAAGAAAGUCGGGAAUCGAUGGGCAAUCAUCACCAUAGCCGAUGCGGGCAAUGCUCAGAAGUUCCUCCUCAAACACGGCGGUCCGAUCCCUCUCACUCCUCUCGUCUUCAGGAGCACACAGCUGCGCUGUCAAAAGAGCAGGAAUAAGGGGCAGCCUGACAUGGUCAAGCUCAAUGCUUUACGGGAAAGAGAACGAACACUGCGGGCAAAGCGCAUCAAACAAGCAUUAGCCGCGGUGUCGUCGCAGCCUUCUUCACCGAUCUUCCCAUUCAUUAGUUUCCAAAAUGGAGUGUGGGAAUACGAUCAUUUAGGCAAGCUCGUUUUCGACUCGAAAUACAAAGAUGUUCGGGAGGGAGCGGUUACCUUUGGAAAGUCGGUGCUUGUCAUUUAUCUGGCAGCAGCCGAACAUCAAGAAUGGCAUUGGCAUUGCAGAAUCGAUAUCCCGUACGCUAUCAUCGAACACGCUAUCCCUUCAUACGAGAAUGGCACCCGAGGCACGAUAACGCUCACGCUGAAGUCUCCGCCGAAGAUCUAUCGCAUCGUCAGCACCAACGAUCUUCACCUGUAUUCUGGACGGGAGCCUGGCACCGUGACGACGCCUAUGCCAUUAUUGGACACACUCUCACUGAAUCCUGCGGGCAAGCGUAUGCAACGCCAAUGUUCGCUCAUGCAUACGUACGACAAGAACGCAGCCCUCUGCAUGGUGUAUAGGGUCACGCUCCCGGACACCGCUUCCGCCCAACGCGCGUGGAAUCACGUCAAAAAGUCAUCAGCGAUCCCCCAAUCACAGUGCUGGAGGACCACGGUACCGUCGAGACCCACAGAGACUAUCGAAAAGGAAUACGAGCGAGUUGAGCAAGCACUCUCGGAACCCGAAAGCACCGCGUACUUUACCUUUGCUGUCCGGUUCCAGCUUCUUGCCUUGGUGCUAGAGGGGACCAUCAUUCCCACCACCAUGUUUCAAGUCAUACCCUACGUGCAGACACUUUCUCAGCGGUAUGGGCCCGAGAUUACCGCUCGUGCAGUUCGCAAGCUUAGCUACCAGAUCCCCACGCCUGCUCCAGAUAUUGAAGCACGAGAGUUGGGCGUGGCCCAUAUUGUUCAAACCCUCCACCAGAACAUAAAGGACAUCAAGCGGUACGAGGCUACGGCGGAAGAUUUGUCCUCUAAGCAGAAAAAGCACCAUCAUCUGACCUUGACAUACAAAGCCACGGUCACGCCAACGGGUCUGCUCCUCAGAGGCCCGGAGCUGAGUGUCUCGAACCGAGUGCUUCGUAAGUACUCUGAAAGAAGUGACUAUUUCCUGAGGGUCUUCUUCGCGGACGAGGACGGCUUGUCUGUCCUGCAUGACCCACGAGCUUCGCAGGAGGCUGUUUACGACCGUUUCCGCAAAGUUCUUCGGGAAGGCAUAAUGAUUGCUGGACGGCGCUAUACGUUCCUUGGCUUUUCCCAUUCCUCGCUUCACUACCAUACUGCCUGGUUUAUGGCGCCUUUCUAUUACAAUGGCGAACCCCUCUGCUCGAAGAACAUCAUCGAAGAUAUGGGGGACUUCAGCCACAUACAUUGUAGCGCAAAGUGCGCCGCUCGUAUAGGGCAAGCCUUCUCCGACACCAUCUUCGCGAUACCAAUCCCGAAAGACGUCUACGUGACGGAGACCGAGCCCGACGUCGAGAGGAACGGGCGUUGCUUUUCUGAUGGUUGUGGUAUGAUAUCCCAGGAGUUGCUAGAGAAGGUUUGGAGUAGCCUUCCACCUGAGCGUCGGCAGCUCAGGCCUACUAUUCUACAGAUCCGAUACAGGGGCGCUAAAGGAGUCGUUUCGCUCGACACAUCCCUGCGCGGCAAGCAGUUGCUUAUCCGAAAGAGCAUGACGAAGUACCACGCCCGUGAGACUUGGAAGGACCUUGAGAUAUGCGGCGCGGCCUACAAGCCGCUGGGAAUGUAUCUCAAUCAGCAGUUCAUCAAGAUACUUGAGGACCUAGGUGUGCCUCGGGAGAACUUCAUCAGCGUUCAGCAAGAUGCGCUCAAAGCGCUAGAGCUGAUCGUUAAACACCCACUGAACGCGGCCAGCUUUCUCGAAUACUCCCGCUCCGGUGUCGCAGCCAAGGUUCCCGUGCUAUUCACGCUCAUGCACGAAAUCGGUCUUUCUUUUCAGAACGACAAGUUUCUUACAGAUAUUGUUGAAGUCGUCGCCAUGUCUAGCCUCAGGGAUCUGAAAUAUCGCGCGCGGAUUCCCGUGCACGAGGGCUACCUACUAUACGGUAUCAUGGACGAGACAAAUGAACUGAAAGAAGGCGAAGUAUACGUUGCAACCGGCAUUCAAGAUGAGAACGGCCACUGGAAGCGCAAUGUGCUCCUAGGUGACCGCGUCGUCGUUACACGGGCACCUGCUCUCCAUCCGGGAGACGUUCAAGUCGUCAAAGCGGUAAGCGUAUCAAGGGGUUCCCCAUUACACGCGCUAUACAACUGCGUUGUUUUUAGCCAACAAGGAGCACGCGAUCUUCCAAGCCAACUGGGAGGCGGCGACCUGGAUGGCGACCUCUUCCAUAUCAUCUGUGAUGAGCGCUUGAUACCGCCCCAGACUAUGGUACCAUCUGACUAUCCACCGACUCCAGCAAAAGACCUCGGAAGGCCCGUGAAGGUUGAUGAUAUCGUGGAGUUCUUCAUCGAGUACAUGAACUCAGAUCGGCUAGGGCAGAUCUCAAAUAAGCACAAGAUCAGGGCGGAUAUUGAACAGCAGGGGACGAUGCACAGCGAUUGUAUCUUGCUCGCAAAGCUUGCGUCGGACGCCGUGGAUUUCAGCAAGUCUGGAAAGCCUGUGGACAUGAAUCAGGCUCCGAAGGGAGCAGACCGCAAUAGACCUGACUUCAUGGCCAAUGGGCCCGGCCUGGUGAUCAACAAGAUGGGGGCUACCGAACUCGAGGAGGAAGACGCGGACGAUAUCGACGAUCCUGACAGCGUGAGCGUCCUUGAUCCAGAAAAGUUCACCAUACGGUACUACAGGAGCCAGAAGAUCCUCGGCAUCCUAUAUCGCAAGAUCGACGAAACCAACUUCUUCUCCCGCAUGAAAAACGACUUCGAAGCAUCUCGCAACUCCAUGGGCCAUGAGAGUUUGAUCCAGAAGCUCGAGCGGUACGUCGACAGGGAAACCCGGCUCUUCCAAUGGGAGCAUCACCGCCAGUUCGCCGAAGGCCUGCGAGAGUACUACGAGGAAAACAUCCUCGAAAUCAUGGACUCCAUGCGCCCACACCGCGGCAAGCCCCUCACGGAGCUCGAAGUUUUCAGCGGCAAUAUCCUAGGCAAGAAAGAGCGCGCCUCCACCCGGUAUAUCCGCGAAGCAAACAUAGAAGUCUCAGAGCGGUUCAAUCGCGAUGUUUCAGCUAUCGCUAGACGCAUUUUGUCGGGCGAUGGACUGAAGGAUGAAGAGGAUGAGGCACUCCCGAGGGCGAUUGCAUGCUUUAAGGUGGCGCUAGACACGGAGGGGUGGGAGGAUUAUAGAGGGCUGAGGAGCUGGAAGUGGGUAGCUGCAAGUGUGGUCCUGGAGCAGCUUUGGCGGUACAUGGGUUUCAGGCUGAGGCCGAUUUGAAGAAGUGAGGCUUGGGGUGUCUCUUGCGUUCCUAAGGCUGCGAGGCGACUAGAUGAACGACCCGCCGGCUCCUGCCUUCGACCGUCAUCACGACGCAUCAGUAUGACUGUUUCCCAUUUCUUUCUUGCGACGGCCGAAUUCAUGAGUUACGAACCAGCAUCUCAUACUAGUAUUGCACACUCUUCGGGGCUGGGUGCACAUCAAUGGAUCCAGGGUUGGAACGUAAUGUGAAGACAUUCAGGAUCAUUGAAGUGGAGCAGAUUUGGUAGCUUUUCGGUUUAUGUAUACUGGCCUUGCUUAUAACCUCAUAUAUUGGGUAUCAGACUCGACCACUCGUGUGGCCG